AUGAAAGUAUUCACUGCCCCUCUUUUAACUCUCGCAAGUCUUGCGUUAAAUUCAGUUGCUGCCCACGACGCUGAUUGUCAUACUCCGAGUGAAUGGACAGCACAAACAGCUCCAAUUGAGUCUUUUGCUGACAAGUGUGAUGGACCUGACCGAAUUACGGAGGCCCCACAUGGUGCUAUCGUCGUCGACGCCUCAGGCAAAUAUGACGGCAGCUAUAAAACUAUCGCUGAGGGUGUAGCUCACAUCCCGAACACGACAGAUAACCACACUCUCUUUAUUUACGUGGGUACCUACCGAGAGCAAGUUCUUGUUCCGGAUCUUGCUGGGCCUCUGGUUAUCCAAGGUUACACCUGCAGUCCAAAAACAUACACUGCAAAUCAGGUGACCAUCACCUAUGCCAAGGCUGCGGACGAUAUUGCACCAGAGAUUCAGAACAACCGCAACCGUUUGUCGAGUACUUUGGCGUUCACCUCCAAAAGUGGCGUGAAAGUGUAUAAUAUCAAUAUUGAAAACACUGCUAGCGCAACCGAAGACCGUGGACGUGCUGGCGCUGUGUACAUUGACCAGUCGGACUACGGGUUCUAUGGGUGCCAGAUUAAGAGCAAACGUGGUGCUCUUACUGCGAAUCGGGGCCUUGAGCUUUUUGUCGACACAUAUAUCCAGGGUGCCGAGAACCUCAUAAGUGGCAGGGAAGGUAUGGCAUGGUUCGAUAGGUGCAGCAUUGAGACAAAUGGUGAAGGUUGGAUCACCGCUAAUGGCAACAAUCAAAGCGAGAUUCAAUCUGAGUUUGUGAUCAACAAUUCGAGUAUCUACAGCGCCCUGGCGCCGGCGAACACGACUUACUUAGGUCGUCCAUGGGGUCAAUAUGCUCGUACUGUUGUCCAAAACUGCUGGAUCGACUCAGUCGUUAACCCCAAAGGAUGGACGACGUUUAAGAAUGAAUCGACCGAAAAUGUGUACUUUAAAGAGUAUAACAACACUGGUUCUGGUGCAGCUAAGGACAAGCGUGUGGAUUUCAGCGGACAAUUGGAGUCGGCCAAGGUGAUUUCUGAUAUUCUUGGCAAGGAUUACCAAACCAAGUUCUUCUACGAUUCGAAUCCGAGCGAAUGGACACCACAAGUAUCUCCACCUCUUAUUGCUGAUAGUUGUGAUGGACCUGACGCAAUGACUAAGCCCCCAGUUGGUGCUAUCGUCGUCGACGCCUCGGGCAAAUAUGACGGCAGCUAUAAAACGAUUGCUGAGGGUGUAGCCCACAUCCCAAACACGACUGAUAACCACACUGUGUUCAUUUUUUCAGGCGUGUACCAAGAACAAGUUCUUGUCUCGGAACUUGCUGGUCCUCUGGUUAUCCACGGAUACACUUGCAACUCAAAGGCGUACACUUCAAACCAGGUAACCAUCACCUAUGCCAAGGCAUCGGACGACAUUGCACCCGAGAUCCAAAACAACCGCAACCGUUUGUCGAGUACUUUGGCGUUCACCUCCAAGAGCGGCGUGAAAGUGUACAAUAUCAAUGUUGAAAACACUGCUAGCGCGACCGAAGACCGUGGACGUGCUGGCGCUGUGUACAUUGACCAGUCGGAUUACGGGUUCUAUGGGUGCCAGAUUAAGAGCAAACGUGGUGCUCUUACUGCGAAUCGUGGCCUUGAGCUUUUUGUCGACACAUACAUUCAAGGCGCCGAGAACCUCAUAAGUGGCAGGGAAGGCAUGGCAUGGUUCGACCAGUGCCGCAUUGAGACGACUGGUGAAGGUUGGAUCACCGCUAAUGGCAACAAUCAAAGCGAGAUUCAAUCUGAGUUUGUGAUCAACAACUCGAGUAUCUACAGCUUCAUGGCCCCGAAGAACUUGACGUUUUUGGGUCGUCCUUGGGGCCAAUAUGCUCGUACUGUUGUACAAAACUGCUGGAUUGACUCAGUCGUCGACCCUAAAGGAUGGACGACGUUCAAGAACGAAUCGACGGAAAAUGUGUACUUUAAAGAGUAUAACAACACUGGUGCUGGUGCUGCUAAAGACAAGCGUGUGGAUUUCAGCGGCCAAUUGGAUGCGGCUAAAGCGAUCACGGAAAUUCUUGGCAAGGAUUACCAAACCAAGUUCUUCUACGAUUCGAAGUAUUUCUAA
Messenger RNA from Plasmopara halstedii, 2118 nucleotides. Its product is annotated as pectin methylesterase. The coding region runs from base 1 to 2118 and encodes 705 amino acids. Lineage: Eukaryota; Oomycota; Peronosporomycetes; Peronosporales; Peronosporaceae. Gene Ontology annotation, molecular function: pectinesterase activity. The transcript is spliced from 2 exons. The record is from RefSeq and is a predicted model, not a curated record. Gene Ontology annotation, biological process: cell wall modification.